AUGUCAGUGGUGAACAGAUCAGGCCUACGUUACAGCUCAAGGCUGGGCCUCGGUCCACAUCCACCACCCCCUAAGCAUGAGAUUCCCGGGAAUCCCAAGAGUCCGGAGAUUCCCAAGGAUCUAAGGAUCGCCAAGAAUGCCAGGGGUCCCAAGAGUCCCAAGAGUCCCAAGAGUCCCAAGACCUUGAAAAAGACUUUAAAGACUUCAAAGAUUUUAGAGACUCCCAAAAGUCCGAGGGUAUCCAAGAAAAGCCCCAAAGGCUCCAAGAUUCCCAAGAGCCCAGGGGUGGUCCCGCCUAAUGUCCGUUCUUGGGCGCUGGCGGUUGCUGCCGCCGAGCAAAAGGAAUCGGACCUGGACCAGAACUUCCGCUUCCUCCGCACUAGCCUCGCCGCCAUGGAAAACCACCUAGAUGAACUCUGGAAUGCAGUCAAGAGCGUGCCUGGCGCCGUGAAGGAUACCGUGUCCAGCAUGCUUGACAGGCAGACCAGGGGGCUAGGGAAGGAGCUUGACAAGGCCAAGAAGGAGCGCGACACCGCCGCCCAGGCCAAGAUCCGGCAGGAGUACCGAGACGAGAUUGAAAAGCUCCUGCGCGAGAAGACAGAGCUCGAGCAACUACUGGCGGCCGAGUCCGAAAAGCUGCGGGCAGCCAGGGAGGAGGUCGCCCAAGCGCGGAGGGCCCUGGACGACGACUACUCCGCCGUGAUGUUCAACGGCCGGCGAAGCGUCAAGUCGAUAGACGGCAAGAAACGAGUCGACGCGAUCCGGACGCUGUUCGACACGCUGCGCAAGUCACUCUUCGCUUUUGCCAGCAGCGAAGCCAUCAACGUCGGCCGGCGGCCCAACAUGCGAUUCGAAGAAGACGAGGCCCCGCUGACCAAUGAGGCGCAGGCGUUUCACGACCGGAGCGUCUGGAACAGCUUGACGGAGAAGCAGCGCAUGUUCCGCGUCAUGGGCAAGAUGUUCCAGAUCCUGUUCCGCCGGAUUCUGCGCCCCGGCUACCACACCUUCGGCCUGGAAGGCUUCUUGGGCAUACAGAAGGACGGCCCAAUUCUGGCACCGGAAUGGCAGCUUCGCAACCUCGAAGCAGAGCUGAGGAAGCGCAAUGUCGACGAGAAUCGCAUCGAUGACUGGGUAUCGACCACCAUCCUCAACGUGUCAGGCCCGCUAAACAACGAGAAUAAAGCCACCGAGGUCGUGGUCCCGACAGUGGCCAGAGAGAUUAGGGAAUUCCUGUCACCGAUACUCCAAUUCACUAUCACUUUCGACAAGGACAUGGUUCACCGGAAUAUAGCGCGGCUAUGCGAGCGGGCUUUUGGGCUGAAACUCGCGAUGCGCAAGGCCGGCGGACGGUGGAAAAUUGAAGUCCCCGCCACCAACCCCGACGAGUGGGGAGGAUCCUUGGAUGCCGCGACCAACGAGCUGAGCGCGACGGACUGGAUGGCGUCUCACGAGUUUGAGGUCGCCGAUAUGGAGGGGAAGGGGAAGAAGGUGGAGAUUGCAAGUAUUCCAUUUGGGGCGCUGACCAAGCUCGACGCGGAGCAGACCGAGAAUGGCUCAGUAGUCUGGCACAAAAUAAUUAUGGAAAACGCGUGGGUCACGCUGAGGGGAGAGAAGCCGAGGAGAAGAGGCGCGGCAGCGCUCUGGCACAACGGAGUCGAGACACUCAAGGAGUUGUAA
This is a messenger RNA of Lasiosphaeria miniovina, 1677 nucleotides long. RefSeq lists its product as uncharacterized. The record is from RefSeq and is a predicted model, not a curated record. The transcript is spliced from 2 exons. The coding region runs from base 1 to 1677 and encodes 558 amino acids. NCBI's taxonomy places the organism in Eukaryota, Fungi, Ascomycota, Sordariomycetes, Sordariales, Lasiosphaeriaceae.